UCAGAGGAAGGGGGCGUGGUUGGGGGAGGGGGCGUGGCCUGCGCGGCGAGCUUCGGCGGAGCCGGCGGCAGGGUCACCUUAAAGGGGCCGCGCGGGGAUGGAGUAGGCAGCCGGGGCCGAGCGCCGGCCCCGCGCCCCCGCCAUGGCCGUGGGCACCCAGCUGCGGCUGCUGCUCUGGAAGAACUUCACCUACCGGCGGAGGCAGAGGGUCCAGCUGGCCAUCGAGCUCCUGUGGCCCCUCUUCCUCUUCUUCAUCCUGAUCUCCGUGCGGCAGUCCCACCCGCCGUUCAAGCAGCAUGAGUGCCACUUCCCCAACAAGGCCCUGCCGUCGGCUGGGACGCUGCCCUGGAUCCAGGGCAUCAUCUGCAACAUGCACAACCCCUGCUUCCGCCACGCCACGGCGGGCGAGGCCCCCGGCGCCGUGGGGAACUUCAACGGCUCCAUCCUCUCCCGCCUGCUGACGGACGCCCGGCGGGUGCUGCUCGGCGCCCGGGGGGAGCAGCUCCCGCGCAGCCUGGGCCGGCUCCUGCGCGCCCUGCGCCGGCUGCGGGGCAGCGCGGCUCUGCGGACGGCCCUGCCCGUGAGGGGCUACCUGAGGGCGCAGGAGAGCUUCUCCCAGUUCCUGCGCGCCAACACGUCGCUGCCGCCGGCGCUGGUGGAGGAGCUGCUGGGGGCUCGGCUCACCCCUCGCGUCCUCUCCCUGGCGGGCGCCCGCGUCCCGCUGAAGGCCGUGGUCUGCGACGCCUCGGAGCUGGGGGGCUUCCUGGCGGCGGGCGACGCCGCGGCCUCGCAGCGCCUGCAGCAAGGGCUCUGCGCCCUGCCCGGCCCCACGCUGCGCGCCGUGGAGCGCGCCUUCCUCUCCCAGCUGGAUUUCCCCCGGCUCGUCGCGGAGCGGCUCAGCUCGGAGGCGGACGACGUCGCCGACGCCGUAGGGGCCCUGGCCGCCGUCCUGCGCGGUGCCGAGGCCCUGCUGCAGGAGGGCUCCUCCACGACCAGCUUCGCGGAGCUGCGGCAGGAGAUCGGGGCGCUGGCGGCCCCCAACGGCAGCACCUCCCUGCCGGGCGCCUUCGGGGCCCUGUCCCGCAUCGCCUGCGGGCACCCCGAGGGCGGCGGGCUCCGCGUCCCCUCCCUCAACUGGUACGAGGACAACGACAUCAAGGCGUUCCUGGACCGCAACAGCUCCGAGCGGAGAGACGCGGCCCCCAGCGACGCCAGCAGUCCCUUCUGCAGAGAGCUGAUCCGGAGCCUGGAGUCCAACCCGCUUUCGCAGAUCUUCUGGCGGGGCAUCAAGCCCCUCUUCGUGGGCAAGAUCCUGUACACGCCGCCGGGCCCCGGCACCGACAGCGUCAUGGCCGAGGUGAACCGGACCUUCCGGGAGCUGGCCGUGCUGCGGGACGUGGGGGGCGCGUGGCGGGAGCUGGCGCCCCAGAUCUACACCUUCCUCAACAGCAGCCUGGAGAUGCAGCUCCUCCAGGAGCUGCUGCAGGUCCCGGGGACGGCGCAGCUCCUGGACGGGCUCCUCAACGGCACCUCCUGGAACCUGUCGGCCCUGGCCGGGUUCCUGGCCGCGCCGGCCCCGGGCCCCGGGCUCACCUGGCGCCAGGUGUACGCCGAAGCGGACCGGGUCCUGGGCACGCUGGCCCAGUUCAUGGAGUGCGUCUGCCUGGACAAGAUCGAGGCGGUGGCCACCGAGGAGCAGCUGGUGGCCAGGGCCUUGGAGCUGCUGGAGCAGCGGCAGUUCUGGGCCGCCGUGGUCUUCGAGCCGCCCGCGAACGCCACGGCCCAGGCGCUGCCCCCCCACGUCCGCUACAAGAUCCGCAUGGACAUCGACGACGUCACGAGGACCAACAAGAUCAAGGACAGGUUUUGGGACCCGGGCCCGGCGGCCGACCCCUUCAGCGACCUGCGCUACGUGUGGGGCGGCUUCGUCUACGUGCAGGACCUGGUGGAGCAGGCGGUGGUGCGGGUGCAGACCGGGGCCGCCCCGCGCACCGGCGUGUACCUCCAGCAGAUGCCCUACCCCUGCUACGUGGACGACGUGUUCCUGCGGGUCCUGAACCGCUCGCUGCCCCUCUUCAUGACGCUGGCCUGGAUUUACUCCGUGGCCAUGAUCAUCAAGGGGGUGGUGCACGAGAAGGAGGCGCGUCUCAAGGAGACCAUGAAGACCAUGGGGCUGAGCAGCGGCAUCCUCUGGCUCAGCUGGUUCCUCAGCAGCUUCAUCCCCUUCCUCCUCAGCUCGGCCCUUCUCGUCCUCAUCCUCAAGCUGGGGAACAUCCUGCCCUACAGCGAUCCCGCCGUGAUCUUCCUCUUCCUCGGCACCUUCUCGGUGGCCACCAUCUGCCAGUGCUUCCUCAUCAGCACCUUCUUCCCCCGCGCCAACCUGGCCUCGGCUUGCGGCGGCAUCAUCUACUUCUCCUUCUACCUGCCCUACGUGCUGUGCGUGGCCUGGCGCGACCACGUCACCUUCCCGCUCCGCGUCCUCGUGAGCCUGCUGUCGCCGGUGGCCUUCGGCUUCGGCUGCGAGUACUUCUCGCUCUACGAGGAGCAGGGCGUGGGCAUCCAGUGGCACAACCUGGGCGCCAGCCCCGUGCCCGGGGACCCCUACAACUUCGCCACGGCCAUGGCGCUGCUGCUGCUGGACGCCGGCCUCUACGGCCUGGCCACCUGGUACGUGGAGGGCGUCUUCCCAGGUCAGUACGGGAUCCCCAAGCCCUGGAAUUUCCCCUUCCUGAGGAGCUACUGGUGCGGCGAGGAGUCCUCGGCCGGGCACCCCCCGUUCCCCACCAGCCCCCCGGCUGCGCCCCAAGCGCUGAUGGAGGAGCCGCCGGCCCAGCUGCAGCCCGGAGUCUCCAUCCGCAACCUGGUGAAGAUUUACCGCAACAGCAGCCGAGUGGCCGUCAACGGGCUGAGCCUGGACUUCUACGAGGGGCAGAUCACCUCCUUCCUGGGCCACAACGGCGCCGGCAAGACCACCACCAUGUCCAUCCUCAGCGGCCUCCUGCCCCCCACCUCCGGCACCGCCUACGUCCUGGGCUGGGACGUCCGCUCCGACAUCGACAGCGUCCGGAAAACCAUGGGCGUGUGCCCCCAGCACAACGUGCUCUUCGACAUCCUGACGGUGGAGGAGCACAUCUGGUUCUACGGGCGGCUCAAGGGGCUCUCGGAGCAGCAGGUGAAGGCGGAGACGGAGCAGCUGAUCCGGGACACGGGGCUGCCCCACAAGCGCCGGGAGCAGACCAAGAGCCUCUCGGGCGGGAUGCAGCGGAAGCUCUCCGUGGCCAUCGCCUUCGUGGGCGGCUCCAAGGUGGUCAUCCUGGACGAGCCCACGGCCGGCGUCGACCCCUACUCCCGCCGCGGCAUCUGGGAGCUGCUGCUCAAGUACCGCAAAGGCCGCACCAUCAUCCUGUCCACCCACUACAUGGACGAGGCGGACCUGCUGGGCGACCGCAUCGCCAUCAUCGCGCGGGGCCGGCUCUGCUGCUGCGGGUCCCCCCUCUUCCUCAAGGCCAGGCUGGGCACCGGCUACUACCUCACCCUGGUGAAGGGGCAGCGGCCCGGGCCGGGCGGCAGCGCCGGCAGCGCCCCCGGCCCCCCCAGAAAGGACGGCAGCGACUCGGAGCGCAGCAGCGACACGGGGCUGGGCAGCGAGCGGGACAGCGAGGCCAGCGCUGUGGAUGUGCCCCAGCUGUCGGCUCUGAUCCAGAACCUGGUCCCGGGCUCCCGGCUGGUGGAAGACAUCGGGCACGAGCUGCUCUUCGUCCUGCCCUACAGCGGCGCCAAGGACGGGGCAUUUGGGGACCUCUUCCGGGAGCUGGACGCCCGCCAGGGCGACCUGGGCAUCUCCAGCUACGGCAUCUCCGACACCACCCUGGAAGAGAUCUUUCUGAAGGUGGCUGAGGACACGGGGAUGGACGUUGAUGUGGCAGGCAUCAGGAGAGCCUCCCGGCCAGGGAGCCAAGCCAUCCCCAGCGGGGACAGGGACACGGAAGCAGCUGAUGGGGAGCUGGCCGAGGAGCCGCAGGAGACGGAGCCGCUGCGCGGCGCGGCCGGCCGGGGGUCCCGCCGGGUGACGGGCUGGGCGCUCACCCGCCAGCAGCUCCGCGCGCUCUUCACCAAGCGCCUGCUGCACGCCCGGCGCAGCACCCGCGGCUUCUUCGCGCAGAUCGUCCUGCCGGCCGUCUUCGUCUGCAUCGCGCUGCUCUUCAGCCUCAUCGUGCCGCCCUUCGGGAGGUACCCGCCGCUGCGCCUGGAGCCCUGGAUGUACGGGCAGCAGUUCACCUUCUUCAGCGACGACGCCCCGGGGGACCCCGACACGGCUCGGCUCCUGGGCGCGCUGCUGGCCGAGCCGGGCUUCGGCACCAAGUGCAUGAAGGACGCCGGGGAGGCGACGGGGCCCUGCCCUCCAGCCUCCCACCCCGGCGGCUUCUCCGCCCCCCCGGCGCCCCCGGCCCUGCUGGCAGCCCUGCGCCGCGGGAACUGGACCCCGGCCGAGCCGUCGCCCGCCUGCCGCUGCAGCACCCCGGGGGCUCGCAGGAUGCUGCCCGACUGCCCGGACGCGGCCGGGGGGCUCCCGCCGCCCCAGGUGCGACGGGGCACGGGCGACGUCCUACAGAACCUGACGGGCAGGAACAUCUCCGACUACCUGGUGAAAACCUACCCCCAGGUCAUCCGCCACGGGCUGAGAAACAAGAAGUGGGUGAAUGAGCACAGGUACGGCGGCUUUUCGCUGGGCGCCCGCAGCUCCCAGGUGCUGCCGUCGGUGGAGGAGGUGGACGGGGCGGUCCUGGAGCUCCGGGCGCUGUUCAACGUCACCCCGGGCAGCCCCACGGACCGGCUGCUGGGCAACCUCAGCCGCUUCAUCGAGGGCUUGGACGCUCGCAGGAACAUCAAGGUCUGGUUCAACAACAAGGGCUGGCACGCCGCGGUGGCCUUCCUCAACGUGGCCAGCAACGGGCUGCUGCGGGCCAGGCUGCCGGCGGGGGCCGACCCGACGCGCUACGGCAUCACCGCCACCAACCACCCCCUCAACCUCACCAAGGAGCAGCUCUCGGAGGCCGCCUUGAUGGCCACCUCCGUGGACGUGCUGGUCUCCAUCUGCGUGAUCUUCGCCAUGUCCUUCAUCCCGGCGAGCUUCGUGGUCUUCCUCAUCGAGGAGCGGGUCAGCAAGGCCAAGCACCUGCAGUUCGUCAGCGGCAUGAAGCCCGUGACCUACUGGCUGGGCAACUUUGCUUGGGACAUGUGCAACUACCUGGUGCCCGCGCUGCUGGUCAUCCUCAUCUUCCUCUGCUUCCAGCAGAAGUCCUACGUGUCCUCGGCCAACCUGCCCUCCCUGGUCCUGCUGCUGCUGCUCUAUGGCUGGUCCAUCACGCCCCUGAUGUACCCGGCCUCCUUCCUCUUCAGCAUCCCCAGCACCGCCUACGUCGCCCUGACCUGCAUCAACCUCUUCAUCGGCAUCAACGGCAGCGUGGCCACCUUCGUGCUGGAGCUCUUCGUGGACCAGAACCUCAACGACAUCAACCGCGUCCUGAAGAAAGUCUUCCUCGUCUUCCCGCACUUCUGCCUGGGCCGAGGCCUCAUCGACAUGGUGAAGAACCAGGCGAUGGCCGAUGCCUUCGAGAGGUUCGGGGACAAGCGGUUCGUGUCCCCCCUGUGCUGGGAUCUGGCCGGGAAGAACAUGUUCGCCAUGGCCGUUCAGGGCGUCGUCUUCUUCCUCUUCACCCUCCUGGUGCAGUACCGCUUCUUCCUGCGGCUCAGGCCGUGGGCUCUGCAGCUGCCCUCGCUGGGCGAGGAGGACGAGGACGUGGCCCGGGAGCGCGCCAGGGUGGGCGGCACGCCGCGCCCCACCGACGUCCUGGUGCUCCGGGACCUGACCAAGGUGUACCGGCGGAGGAAGGCGCCGGCGGUGGACCGGCUCUGCGUGGCCAUCCCGCCCCGGGAGUGCUUCGGGCUCCUGGGGGUGAACGGUGCCGGGAAGACGUCCACCUUCAAGAUGCUGACGGGGGACACGGAGGUGACGCUGGGGGAGGCCUGGCUGAAAGGGCACAGCAUCCUCACCGACCUGCAGUCCGUGCGCCAGAACAUGGGCUACUGCCCCCAGUUCGACGCUGUCACCGACCUGCUCACGGGCCGCGAGCACCUGGAGUUUUACAGCCGCCUGCGCGGGGUCCCGGAGGAGGAGACGCCCGGGGUGGCUCAGUGGGGCAUCGCCAAGCUGGGGCUGGGGCCGCACGCGGACCGGCCCGCCGGCAAGUACAGCGGGGGCAACAAGCGCAAGCUCUCCACGGCCAUCGCCCUCAUCGGCUGCCCGCCCGUCGUCUUCCUGGAUGAGCCCACGACGGGGAUGGACCCGCGCGCCCGGCGGUUCCUCUGGGAUUGCAUCCUCAGCAUCAUCAAGGAGGGCAGGUCCGUGGUGCUCACGUCGCACAGCAUGGAGGAGUGCGAGGCGCUGUGCACCCGCAUGGCCAUCAUGGUGAACGGCCGCUUUCGCUGCCUGGGGAGCGUCCAGCACCUCAAGAACCGGUUCGGGGACGGCUACACAGUGGUGGUGCGGGCGGGCGGCCCGGGGCCGGCGCUGGUGCAGAGCCUCAUGCAGCGCUCCUUCCCCGGCAUCGCGCUGGCCGAGCGCCACGGCGGGCUGCUGCAGUACCGGCUGCCCUCCCGCGCCGGCUCCCUGGCCAGCGUCUUCGGCGUCCUGGCGGCCCAGCGCGGCCCCUGCCACAUCCAGGACUACUCCGUGUCCCAGACCACCCUCGACCAGGUGUUCGUGCACUUCGCCAGGGAGCAGAGCGACGACGACCCCGGCGGGGACCCAGCCCCGGCGCAGGACCCGGCGCCCGGCCCCGCGCGGAGGCUGACGCGGUUCCUGGAGGACGAGAGCUGCCGGGAGAGCGCGGUCUGAGGCCCCGCACCGCACCGGGGCCGGGGCUGCUGGCAAGCCCUGGAGCCGCGGGGGCCCGGCCGCGUCCUGACCGCUGCCCUGGGCGCGGGGCAGCAGCCCCGCGGGGAGGCCGGCUCGGCGCAGCGGGGGCCGGGGCUGGCCCUGGGACCCCCCCGCUCUCUGCCAGGGAAGGGGCUGGGGUAAAUUAGUCAGUUAAAUAAAGACACGCAGCACGG
Dromaius novaehollandiae (emu) is the source of this 7113-nucleotide messenger RNA. RefSeq names its product ATP binding cassette subfamily A member 7 (gene ABCA7). Gene Ontology annotation, molecular function: phosphatidylcholine floppase activity; phosphatidylserine floppase activity; apolipoprotein A-I receptor activity. The record is from RefSeq and is a predicted model, not a curated record. Lineage: Eukaryota; Metazoa; Chordata; Aves; Casuariiformes; Dromaiidae. The transcript is spliced from 50 exons. Gene Ontology annotation, cellular component: intracellular membrane-bounded organelle; membrane. Bases 143 to 6898 code for a protein of 2251 amino acids. Gene Ontology annotation, biological process: transmembrane transport; phospholipid efflux; cholesterol efflux.